AUGUACACUGCCCCUACUGCUCAACCUCAACCUCCUUUCCAACAGCCCUAUCAGAAUGGUUAUGUCCAACCUCAAUAUCCUGCGGUAGUGGCAUAUCCUCAACCUCCGUACCAGCCUGCUCCUACCCCUGUGGCAUAUGGAGCUCAGCAAUAUCAGCAAUCUUAUGCUGCUACAUCACAGAACGGACCUCCUUUGAAAAAGCAAAAGGGAAAUCCUGUCAUCACACGCUAUCCUCCCCCGCCUGGCUAUAAACAGCAGCCUACCUAUACUGCGGCUUCAUACACAGCACCGGCUUAUCCUACACAUACUCCAGCACCUCAAACAGCUUACCCUCAGGCGGCAUAUCAAGGAUAUCAACCUCCGGUCACCACAGCAUAUCCUCCGACGACUUAUCCUGCUCAAGUGGUGUAUGAUCCCAAUCAAGCUUACCAGCAGCCACCGUAUCAACCGCCACAGGCCGCACAGCCUUAUGCUGUCGCAGCACCAGUAUCGUCGUAUCCUGUGCCCGCCUCUGCAUAUCCACCCCAAGAGCAUUCGGGCUACUAUGAUGCGAAUGGUGCCUACGUAGCGGCGCCUCCUGCCCAACCAACCCCGUACGCGGAUGCUUCUGCCUAUCCUCCCCCUCUGAGUGAAGACGGGUAUGCUGCAUCGCAUACACGACAGUCUAGUCUUGACUUUGGCCUUGACUUUGAUUUUGAUGGCGAAGCUGGCGUACCGGCUGAGGAGGUCGUGCCAGAGCUGAGCCUCGGUCUAAUCACAUGGCAUCCAGCUCUACCUACCACCAAGCCCUUACCGUCCAAUUUCGAGGAAGCUGGACCAAAAUGGACUGAAACGGCCAAGGCCAUUGAAGGGUCACACAUCAGUGUUACAUCUGAGUUCUUCCCUGACGAUAUGUCUGUUGACAUCAGACUCAGUGUGCGAGACACAGACGAGUGGCAGAAGGUCAAGGAUGACCUUAUCUUUGUCGAAUUCGAAAAGACAGCUGUGACAGUACCGCUUCUUACUGUCAUCGCUAACCGCGACCGUCCGGAUCCUGUUAUCGAGCAGUUGGAGCCCGUCAUUCAGCACAAGGAUGAUAUGCCAGAGGUCUCGCAUCCAUCACAGGUGCAGCAAUCUAUUGCAGGAGCAGAUGACGAGCAGUCGGACGGAGACCAAGCCAUGGACAUGAGCGACGAUGAUGACGAGCCUGUGAAGCCUGUCAUCCAGCCAACCAUCCAGCCUCUUGCUCAUCCCUUGCCGCGACCAGUGACACAAUCAGCUCCACCUGUGAAGCAGGUCACCAUCCUUGACUCUCUUGAGCUGGCUCUCGGCCCCAAGUCGCCUCGAAAGAAUGACAGACAAACAUCCCGAUCUGCUCGUUACUCAAGGUCGCGAUCGCCCGAGAAGCGCAGCAGACAGGGCUCUCAGCAGCCUAAGGCCAAGCCUGCUCCCCUUCCCAAGGAUACAGCACAGGAAAAUAUCUUGGCGGCACUCGGUGUCGAGGGUUCACCGAAGAUGGUGUAUCCCACCCCACCUCCUGCACUAGGCUUGCCAGUGCCCCCAGGCAACCGCAAAAAAAUCACUCCUCCUGGCGGCUUUGCGCCUCCAACUGGACGUUUCGCAUACGGUCCUCAGUUUCCCCCUCCUCCACCACCUCGUGAAAGCCGUUCACCUUCCUUCGAUCCAUGGCGUGCACACGACCCCGCCAGCCCCAAGUCUACUACCUCUCAGCACACAGCGGCUGGUUCAGACUUUCAUGGUGACGAUGCCAUGGACAUGGAUGCUACCCCUAAAGCCAAAGUACCAGUCGCCGCUGAGAAAUCAGGCAGUGGCAGGAAGCGUCCUUAUGAAGAAGUUUCUGCUACUGAAGGCGGACGCCGCAGACAGGAUGACGAUACUCCCCGAGCACGACGCAUGCGACAGAGUAGACAAGACGUCUACAGCCGUUACCGCCGGUAA
Aureobasidium melanogenum CBS 110374 is the source of this 1938-nucleotide messenger RNA. RefSeq lists its product as uncharacterized. Lineage: Eukaryota; Fungi; Ascomycota; Dothideomycetes; Dothideales; Saccotheciaceae. The transcript is spliced from 4 exons. The record is from RefSeq and is a predicted model, not a curated record. The coding region runs from base 1 to 1938 and encodes 645 amino acids.